Molecule: messenger RNA, 1110 nt
Organism: Dioscorea cayenensis subsp. rotundata (Guinea yam)
Lineage: Eukaryota; Viridiplantae; Streptophyta; Magnoliopsida; Dioscoreales; Dioscoreaceae
Product: protein OS-9 homolog
Exons: 8
Coding region: 90-956 (288 amino acids)
Biological process (GO): endoplasmic reticulum unfolded protein response; retrograde protein transport, ER to cytosol
Cellular component (GO): endoplasmic reticulum lumen
Source: RefSeq, a predicted model, not a curated record
GGGUCUCUCGGCUUCGUCUUCUUCCCACGCUCGGAAGCACCAUCGUUCCUCUCUCUCUCUCUCUCUCUCUCUCGCGGAAGCUCAAGAUCAUGGAUCGAAUCGCGCGAAUUCCCUGUACUUUUUCAUCAGUGAUGCUCCUUUUGGUCCUCUCGAUGCGAAGUUUCACCAUUUCUGCUGAUGAGAUCUUCACAUCGACGUCUGGUGUGACAUUUGGUAGGAGUUCCCGUGAACCAAAAUACAAGAUUGACUUUCAUUCUGUGGACUCACCUUUUCAUCCUGAUAAUGAGCAGGAAUCAGUGGCAAUGAAAAAUAAAGAAGGGAAGCAUUAUGCUUGUUACCUGCCUCUGGUUGAGGAAAUCAAAACCGUGAAGACCAUUUCACAACAAAAUUCUAGUAAUAUCAUAUUAGAAACUGAUAAAAGGGCUAAACUGAAGACCCCCGAUGAGUUAAUAGAUGUGUUACAUGACUGUCUAUUCAGACACGAGGGCUGGUGGUCUUAUGAAUUUUGCAACCAUAAAUAUGUAAAGCAAUUUCACUUGGAGGGUGAGAAGAGGGUACAAGAAUUUGUUUUGGGCGUGUUUGACGCCGAAGCAACAGCUGCUUUCCAUGAAACCCAUUCAGAUGAUUCUAUGUUAAAAGAUCCUCGCUCCAUCGAUGCCUCACAAAGGUACCAUGCUCAUCAGUAUACAAACGGAACCAUGUGUGAUCUUACAAAUCAGCCUAGGGAGACAGAGGUAAGAUUCGUAUGUUCGGAAUCACCUGUGGUUAUUAGUUCAAUCAAAGAGAUUUCAACUUGCAAGUACGCUCUCACGGUCCAAUUCUCGAUACUCUGCCAACAUCCGUUGUAUCAACAAGAGAGACCAAUGUGGCACACAAUCCAUUGCAAUGAAAUGCUCGAAGAGUCAACGGACGCGGCAAUUGAAGAAGGUAAUACAGGCAAGCUCAUCUCACAAUAAACCCGGUAGAUGAUUCAUAAUGAAAUGCAACCUUGAUACAUAGAAAUGUAUGAUCAUGUAGUUACAGUAAAAAAAUAUGUUUUCUUCACUUGAAAAAUAUGGUAAAUUUUCGGCAUCAGUGCUUCAGCAAUGAUCAGUCUCUUAUCUCUUAUCA